Molecule: messenger RNA, 3907 nt
Organism: Syngnathus typhle (broad-nosed pipefish)
Lineage: Eukaryota; Metazoa; Chordata; Actinopteri; Syngnathiformes; Syngnathidae
Gene: mgmt
Product: O-6-methylguanine-DNA methyltransferase
Exons: 5
Coding region: 35-694 (219 amino acids)
Biological process (GO): DNA repair
Cellular component (GO): nucleus
Molecular function (GO): methylated-DNA-[protein]-cysteine S-methyltransferase activity
Source: RefSeq, a predicted model, not a curated record
GGAAGCGCGGAGAACUGUGUUGCACACACCCAGCAUGGAUGCUCCCGUCAUUGGCGCCCCGAUGACGAAGCGGAGGGAAAGCCCGCCGUGCGCCCUCCAGACGCUCGCCUGGCUCAGUCCCCUGGGGACCAUCCGAGUCGACGCCUGCGACAAAGGCGUGCACGCCAUCCGCUUCCUAAUGGAUGUCGCACCCGCUGAAAGGAGCGGCGAGGGCCCCCCGAGCCUCCGCCCGGUCAGCGGCGGCUCGGCGGAAACGAGCCCCGAGUUGCGGCGUUGCCUGGAAUGGCUCCGGGCGUACUUCGCCGAUCCAAGCGGCGCUGGGACUCUCCCGCCGCCGCCCGCCUUUCACCACCCCGCCCUCGGAGCAGACACGUUCACCAGUCGCGUGUUGCACGUCCUAUUCCGAGACGUAAAAGUCGGAGAAACGGUCUCCUACAAACAACUGGCUGAGAUGGCGGGAAACCCCCGAGCGGCUCGGGCGGUAGGCGGGGCCAUGAGGAAGAACCCGAUUCCGCUCAUCAUCCCCUGCCACCGAGUCAUUUCGAGCAGCGGCCAGAGCGGCCCGUACAUGAGCGGCCGGGGCGACCGCCUCAAACAAUGGCUGCUGGCCCACGAGGGGCGACGGCUGACGCACGACCGACGUCAACUCGAUCAAGUACUGAAGAAGAAAAAAAAAAGGAAAACAAACACAUAAAACACAAGCGCAAAGUUGAGUGCAAACGUAAAUAUUCCAUUUCAAUUUUUUUUUUAAAUCUAAGAAUAGAGACGCUCGCACAGUUAAUGCGCUAGCGAGUCGUCGCCGAAUUAGAACGUACAAAAAUAACUUAAACAGAGAAGAGUCGGAUUUACAAACAUUGCAAUGCUCCCGUGGGCCUUUGCCGCGUUUGCCAGAAAGCGCUUGGAAUGGUUUUUCUAAAGCGUUAUUAUUCCCUUAAAAAUAUGUCUCUUGUAUUGUUGUUGUUAUUGUUGUAUUUUUCCUGAGAGCGGAAUUAGUCUUUGUACCUCUCGUUGUUUUUUUAAUUUCCUGCCAAGCGAGUGCUUUGUUCGACAUCCAGUGAUAAAGGCUCGGAAAUUUUGCCGAAGCUACAAAGCUUUGUAGCCGCGCGCUCGUUUCGUCUCCAUUUAGAUGCCGUCGCUUGCUCUCGUCGCCGUCUCGCCGAUGCAUUUUAUAUACAACAGCCUUUUCAAAUCCACGCUGUCAAAUUAGAGCCUUUCAUCAUUUUUAAUUGCGUUUAUUUACAAUAAAAAGUUGACCGCCUCGGGCUCAUUAGCGAUUAGGCCGCGUGUCUUUCACGAAGUCUGUGCAGAGCCGCUUCUCUCGCUUUCCCCGCUCGCUCGCUCGCUCGCUCGCUCGCUCUUUCCGAGCCAAGCGUUUUCCAUUAGAGGGCAGUGCAGAACGGCAAAACUGACAUCCCAACAUUUCAACCUGGAAUUCAUCUUUGCACAUUUGAUCCGCAACUUACGUGUUUAUAUGUUAUUCCAUUUCCCCGCGCAACCGCGUUUAAUCCCUUUUGAGAGCAAUUGUUUUAUCUCGGAAGGACCAUAUGGAGGGGGCAACGGGGAGUGUGUGUGUGUGUGUGGUUUGAGUGAACAUUUCCAGUACUACCCCCCCCCCCCCCCCCUUAAGGAUCUUUUGUUGCGUUGACGCUUUGCUUCUUUUCUCUCCCCCUUAUUAAAUUCUUGAUUCUCCUCACCGUCUAAUGCAAUUCCAGAGUGACCCUGACAUGUCCAUAGUUAUUCCUCCUCUGUGCAGCACAGGUAGCCUAAUAAUCCAACCUCCAAAAAUAACCUCGACUCUAACCUUUACUGAUCCAAUUCCAGCGGCCCUCCCCUUGAAUACAUUUCAACUUUGAUUUUUUUUGCGCUGCAUUUUUGAAUUGCGACGCGCCGGCGGAGCGAGCAAUGCUGCCGUCGGUAAGCGCGGACGGACGUGGAGGCGGCAGACAGGCAGAUGAAGAAUGAGAGCCAGUCUGCGCUUUCACAGAGGGCUAAUGAUGCCUGUGGUGACUACAGGCUACAGUCAGCCCCCUAACGAAGGGAGUUGUGACACAGCCACAAGGGGUCCCAUUUAAGCUCGGCGCACUCUGAAGUGCACUGUAAGCACCCUCCUUUUCUUUUCUUUUUUUUUUUUUGCUCGUGGCUAACUAAAUUCAGCGGAAUGCUACAAAUUUAGCGAGCGGAGUUGCUGCCGUCUGGAGCUGCUGAAAACAAGUCCAGCUUCAAAGCGUCCGCCGAGCCACCAGUAAUUGGCCGUGUAAUUGCUCAGGUACCCUAGGCAACGCUUUAUAUUAAAUAUUUCACACCUUUUUUAAAUUUUUAUUUAUUUUUUUACAUACCCCACGAUAUAUUGGUACUCGCGGUAUUAUUGGUGUUUUAUCAUUUUGGAUAUCCAACAGACAGAAUUUGAUUAAAAGAGGCCGAGUCCAUCUCAUUACGCCAAAGCUUUAAUUUUGCCCUAAUAUCCCCCCCCUCCGGUUUCAGUGGGUGCACGAGCGUGCGGCCACGCGUGCUCAUGUGCGCACAUGUGCACGUCCAUAUGUGUGUGGGUGAAGUGGAUGAUAUUGAGUCUGACUUCAUAAAUCACCCAGACACUGAUAAACUCCCCAUGCACCCACACAGCGCUAAUGGGCAACCCUUAAGGAGUGUGAGUGUCUCGUGCGGCGUUUGAUUCAACAUUUAUUAACCCCCCCUCGCAUGUGCUCUCUCUCUCACACCACACACAUGACAUACACUCCCCACAAAGAAUAUGUUGCUAGCGUGAGCCAGUUCAUACUUUUGACCCGGCCAGGUUGCAUUCAUCACUGGCGGCCGAAAGAUUUGAGCGCGGCGGCGGCGGCGACGACGGCGGCCCCGACGUUGGUUUCCUUCCCAUAACUUACAUCCUGUCUGCAACUCCCCGCUUCCCAUCUCGUAUCCUGGCACCCCUCCUCAUUAUAGAACAAUUUUCUCCCCCACAUCAAAUACAAACACACUCCACGCUUCCGUGUCCUGCUCCUUAUACGUGUCGGAUCAUAACUCCGCAACUCCCCCCCCUUCCUCGGUAGAAAGGCGAACUGGGUCCUGCAGCCACAUCAGUGAUUCAUUCAUAGCGGCUUUUUUAUUAUUUCCAAGAAGUUUGCCGGCUUUAGAAAAUAAGAAUUGGAAACUUUCCGGGGAGCACGUGAGGCAAGCUGAGAUGGGCACAGUGCCGCCGGCAAGCCGGAGGAGUGUUUGCUAUGCAGAUAGUCCAGUCAGCCAGACAGACACGGGAAUAGAUAGCUCGCAUAGACAGACCGAGGCUUGGCCACACUAUCGGGUUUCCUCCCCCUCUUGUCUGUCUGCCGGGACCGGCUGGCCUCGGAGGCCCUGACAGCGAGGCACCGUGCAGCCAGCCACGACAGCUGCCGCGGCGGCAGCCUCAGAUGCCGCCGCCGCUAUGCUACGCAAGCGCUGCUACCGCAAAGAGCAAUAUCAUCGCACACGCGGCGGGCAUCUUUGGAGAGGGACGAGGGGAAAGCGAUUGGAGACUUGUAGGCUCUGCUUCAGACAGUCGUGACGAGAUUGAGCAGGAUUGUUUUUUUUUUGUUUUUUUUUUACAAAAAUAUAAGGCACACUUUAUAUUCUCCAAAAAUGAUAGUGUGCCUUAUAAUCAGGUUUUAUAAAUAACCUGCUAGUGUGUGUGAAACAUGACAGAAAACAAAGGCGACGGGGCCCGAUACCUUCUUUUGUACUUCCUCCCUUUGAAAAUGUAAACAGCUUAGAUUUCUGAUAUCUGAUGAUUUGCUUUUCUUUCAUUCAAUUUUGAACGUUUGUAGAAUUCGUUUUUGCAUGUUCAAUGCUGGCUUUUCGGUUUGUCAUCAUUUCAAAAACUCUGUCUAAACAUUUUAGCAAUUGCACCGAAUUGAGGCCGAAUAAAGUUUGACUUAUU